Molecule: messenger RNA, 1713 nt
Organism: Aspergillus heteromorphus CBS 117.55
Lineage: Eukaryota; Fungi; Ascomycota; Eurotiomycetes; Eurotiales; Aspergillaceae
Product: MDR family MFS transporter
Exons: 2
Coding region: 1-1713 (570 amino acids)
Biological process (GO): transmembrane transport
Molecular function (GO): transmembrane transporter activity
Source: RefSeq, a predicted model, not a curated record
AUGACGGAGGCGGAAAAAACGGUAGAAGAGCGGGCAGCGCCCCCAGAAGCCACGCAAUACCCGUCGCUGGCGAAAGUGAUUCUGAUCAUGACGGCACUGUAUGCCUCAAUGUUUCUGAUCUUUCUGGAUAAACUGAUCGUGACGGCAGCCAUUCCUCGUAUCACGGAUGAGUUCAAGAGCCUGGGUGAUAUCGGAUGGUAUGGAAGUUCCUUUAUGCUUGCCGCGGCUGCCUCCCAGCUGGUAUAUGGCCGGAUUUACACCUUCUAUCCCGCCAAAUGGGUGGUCCUGGGCUCCAUCUUGCUCUUUGAGAUCGGCUCUGCAGUCUGCGGUGCCGCACCCUCCUCCGCCGCACUGAUCGGCGGCCGGGCGAUUGCUGGUCUGGGGACCGGGGGGAUUGCGUCCGGAAAUACGGUCCUCAUCGUGCUGCUGCUACCCCUGCGACUAAGGCCAAUAUUCCAGAGCCUCAACGGCGUCAUCUUCGGGGUGGCCUCCGUUCUAGGUCCAGUUCUCGGAGGCGUCUUCACCACCCGCCUCACCUGGCGCUGGUGCUUCUACAUCAACCUGCCAUUCGGGGGCGCAGCGUUCGCAGCCAUCUUCUUCCUCCUGAACACCCCUGCCCCGCGCAACGGAGGCAUGGGUCUGAAAGAACAGCUCCUCCUCCUCGACCCCCUGGGAAAUCUCGCCCUCAUCCCCAGCGUGACGAGUCUCCUCCUAGCCCUGGAAUGGGGCGGAUCGGCCUACCCAUGGAACAACUGGCGCAUCCUCCUCCUCUUCAUCCUAUCCGGGAUUCUCUUCCUCACAUUCAUCUACCUGGAGAUCCGAAACCAAGAGAAAUCACUCAUCCCGCCACGAAUCUUCAAGCAACGCUCCGUCCUCGCCGGCACGAUCUGGACAACAUGCAUGUCCGCCGGAAUGACCGUGAUCCUGUACUACCUCCCGCUCUGGUUCCAGGUAAUCAAGGACGUCAACGCCGAAAAAUCAGGCAUCAUGGUCCUCCCCUUCGUGCUCUCCAUGACCGUGACGGUGAUCACGUCCGGCAUCCUGGUCUCCCACCUCGGAUACUACAACCCCUUCAUGUACGGCUGCACCAUCAUAAUGAGCAUCGCAGUCGGCCUCCUCUCAACUCUCUCCCCCACCGCGCCGCCCGCCAAAUGGAUCGGCUACCAGAUCCUCUUCGGCAUCGGGCUCGGCCUCGGAUUCACGCAGGCAAACAUCGCCGUGCAGACGUGUCUUGAGCGCGCAGACGUACCCAUCGGCGCAUGUCUAAUGAUGUUCACGAACCAGCUCAGCGGCGCGGUGUUCCUGGCCGUCGCGCAGACGCUGUUUGCGAAUUACCUGGCGGAGAGGGUGUCGGAUAUGCCCGGGUGGGAUGGACGCAGUGUGGCGAGUAUCGGGGCGAGUAACUUCCGCAGUGUGUUUUCGGGGGAGGCGUUGACGGAGGCGAUUCGCGCGUAUAGUGAUGCGAUUAUGAAGACGUUCUUUUUGGCGCUGGGCAUGGCGUGUUUGUCGGUUGUGGGGGCCGGGUUGAUGGAGUGGAGGAGUGUGAGGAGGGGGAAGGAGGGGUGGUGGUGGUGGAUGGGGGGAGUGAGUCGGAGAAAUGAGAGGUUGAUGGGUGAGGUUGAGGUUGAAGUUGAGGUGGUGUUGAUUGUGUUGCUGGUUUUGGGCAGUCUGUAUUUUUUCUUUGGGGGGGGUGUUUCGAUUUGCAUUCACUGA